Messenger RNA from Oncorhynchus gorbuscha (pink salmon), 1008 nucleotides. RefSeq lists its product as uncharacterized. The record is from RefSeq and is a predicted model, not a curated record. Lineage: Eukaryota; Metazoa; Chordata; Actinopteri; Salmoniformes; Salmonidae. The transcript has 4 exons. The annotation marks the transcript as partial.
AUGGUUUCCACUGACUUCCAGGUGGUAUGUCUGUACAAGUUUCUGGGGGCCGGCCCGGUGAGGCAGAAUGUGGAGGAGGAGGAGGCAUCUUCAGUAUCCAGGGAUGUCCGCAGCAAGCGGAGUCUUCCUGUUCACAUGCCCGUCCUCCAGCGGCUCCCUGACUUCUGGAGAUGGUACAGAUUCUUCAUGGAUACUGGCAACCAGGAAGGAAUCGAGGAUCUGGACAAGAUGUACAUGAUCUACCUGCAGAACAAGCACCGCUCCGAGGAGGGUCCCAACUUCAACCACUACCUCACCCACCUCAGUGCUAUCUACAAGACCUGCGCCGAAUCCGACGACCCAGAGUGCAUCGCCGAGUCCACCAGCAAGCCCAAGGCCAAGGUGUUGAUGCCCUCGCCCAUCAAGACCACCACAGUCGGAAUGUGCAACCCUUAUAUCGACCCCUACUGCCUCUUCCCCAUGGCCCCUAAGAUGGUUGCCCCAAAGCCUCCUCUGACUCCAGCCCCGGCUCCGGUCAAAGCUGCCCCAGUGCCUGUCCUGACCCCCUUCCUGCCGUACCCUCAGAAAACCCCCACAGGUUUCUACUACGCCCCAGUCCUGGAGCCCUUCCUCACCGCUGAGCAGAAUACAGAGCUGCUGCGUAUCUGUAACCCUGACGACACAGAGUGUCUGCAGUACCACCUGCGCGCCGCCUACGGCUACAGGCCCGCUACUGGACCCGCCCCGUCCUAUGCUGCCCUGGGCUGCAAUCCCACCAAGGACCCCUACUGCCAGCCUCAGCUGGUGAAGAAGGGCCCCUCCGGCUUCUUCCACCUGUACCCCACCUGCGACCCGGCCACCGACCCCCUGUGCAUGGCUAGCGUAGCGACCCCUCCUCCCGCUCCCCUGGAGACCCCCAAGGAGCAGCACUGCAACCCCCUCUUCGACAAGGGCUGCAACCCCCUCACCGCCACCAAGCUGGCGGACCUCACCAAGCCCGUCCUGGAGUACACGCAAAAAGAAGUACCA